Molecule: messenger RNA, 289 nt
Organism: Ichthyophthirius multifiliis
Lineage: Eukaryota; Ciliophora; Oligohymenophorea; Hymenostomatida
Exons: 3
Source: RefSeq, a predicted model, not a curated record
AUGUUAUAAGAUUAUGGUGUUUUGGGACUUGAUUCUAAUGAGAAUUUUAUUAUGUAUGAUUGUAAUAGUAAAUUACCUGAUUUGUAUUUUUAUAUGUAAGAUAUUAAUGGUAAAUUAAUUGAAUAUAGUCUUCCUUAGGAGUUUUAUACAAUGUAAAUGGGAUUAUUUUAAUGUGCAAUUUUAGUUUCUAAAUUAGACAUUUAAGAUGUUCAAAUUAUUCUUGGAAAUACUUUUAUGAGAAAAACUUUAGGUUUAGCUGAAUCUAUUAGUAAUCCUAAUUAUAAUUAUA